This is a messenger RNA of Dendronephthya gigantea, 2515 nucleotides long. Its product is annotated as tensin-3-like. Bases 138 to 1688 code for a protein of 516 amino acids. The record is from RefSeq and is a predicted model, not a curated record. The transcript has 21 exons. Gene Ontology annotation, biological process: protein dephosphorylation. NCBI's taxonomy places the organism in Eukaryota, Metazoa, Cnidaria, Anthozoa, Malacalcyonacea, Nephtheidae. Gene Ontology annotation, molecular function: protein tyrosine phosphatase activity.
CAUUUUGAAAAUUUAAAAAUUUAUUAACAGCAAACAUGCCUUUAAAUGAAAAAAAAACACUGAUUUCUGCUGCGUGAUUGUUGUUUGAAAUGUAAAUUUAAAGUAAAUUCAGGCGACAAUGAUUUUCAUUUUGAAGAAUGAAUCAUUUGGAAGGAUUUCUUUGCCCAGAAUGUAUGGCAAAUCUGCCGAGCGUCACGGAGUUGGAACAGCAUUGGAUGAAAGUUCAUCAGAAAACCUCUUUUAAAAUCGAAAAAAAUCAAGAAGAUGAAGUCCUGCAUAAAGAUCACUUGCUGGUUCAUGCAUCAAGUCCGAUGUUCACCGCAUGUGCUGUUUGCAUAAACAAAGAAACGUUUGAAGGAGUUACUUGUAAAAAUUGUGGUUAUACCUGUCAUUUGAAGUGCUUGGCACAGAUACCUGAUUGUAAUAAACCAAAAAUGCCAUCAAACUUAGAGAACAACACAUCACUAGAAAUUGACCAGAUCACCAACUCCAAUCAUCUCUCAGCAUCUGGAAGCAGUCCAGAAAACAGCAGCUCAAAUGAUGAUAAACAAGGAACUCCAUCACGAUCAAGUUACAUUUCUUUUACUAAGAAUAUUUUAAAAUAUAAAGUGUCAAGAGGUCGAAGUCGCCAUGUUGAUCACGAAUUUGACCUGGAUUUAACUUAUAUCACAGACAGAAUCAUUGCGAUGUCAUUCCCUGCUACCGGUUUGGAGACGACCUAUCGUAAUGAUCUGAAAGACGUUGCAAAAUUAUUGAAGAAAAAGCACCAAGAGAAUUAUUUAGUUUUUAAUUUAUCGCAAAGAAGCUACGACAUAUCAAAACUUAAUCAUCAGGUUUUGGAUUUCGGCUGGCCUGAUCACCUUGCUCCACCAUUGGGACGGUUACUAAGUAUAUGUAAGUCGAUUGAUUCGUGGUUGAACUCGGAUCCACAGCAUGUUGUGGUGGUUCACUGCAAGGGAGGUAAAGGAAGAACUGGUGUGGUGGUCGCGUCUUACAUGCAUUAUAGUAAACAGGCUGAAAGUCCCGAAGCUGCCUUAGACGAGUUCGCAAUACGAAGGUUCUAUGAUGAUAAACCGGCUGGGGUCACUCAUCCUUCACAGCGCAGAUACGUUCAUUACCUUAACGACUACAUGGAGAGAAAGAUAACCUUGUCAGACAAUUUUCUUCAUUUGAAACACAUCGUUGUUCACAUCACGCCAAAUUUCGAUGGCAAGGGUGGUUGUCGUCCAUUUUUCUCCAUAUAUCACGAGUAUGAGCUCAUAUACGAGACGAAUGUGUAUUCGCUCACUCCGGACAAACAAAGGUUUACCGUUACGAUUGAAGAUGGUUUGGAACUGCGGGGUGAUAUACUGGUGAAAUGUUCUCAUAAAAGCAUGACAUCAGCGCGUGAGAUAGUAUUUCGUUGUCAAUUUCACACAGACGCUGUCAAAAAUUAUUUUCUACGUCUUGGUAAAUCCCAGUUGGAUUUAGCCUGCAAAGAUAAAAGAUUUGCUGAAGAAGGAGCAGUGGAGUUCAUCUUUGCAAGUUCAACAAUGUUACGAAAAGACACUGGGGAUAAUCACACGGGAAACGAACUUUUUGUUCCACGCACGAGAAUAAAAUCCUACCAAUCAACGGACUCGUUAGAUAAAUGGCGGGAAAGUCACAACGUCGACGGCGUAGAGGAACUGCAGAUUACAGAUAGGUAAUCCGGUUCCCGAGAAAAGGUCAAUGUGAUUUGUGUAUAUACUGGUCGUAAAGAUUUCGUUGAGGGAUGUUUUUAACCUUUAACUUAUUGUAAAUAGUAUAUAUGUAGACCUGUCUACAUGGAGAGUAUAUAUAAAUAGGGCCUUGUGAAAUCAACGCAACCAUAGUGCACGCGGAGUGCACGUGGACACGUAGUUGGCGGCGUUGCAAGCCGUUGUCAAUACGAGUCAGGUGCUUUAUAUGGCAUUUCUCCCAUGGACAGUAAGGCUGGACAAUAAGGAUGACAAGUUAAUGUACGAAACAGUCUAUUAGGACAUGUAGAAUUGGUUUAGGUGCCGAUAUUAGCCGUAACGUGCCAAAAAACUGAAUGGUUUUUAAGGUACAUUAUGAUUCCCUUAGGAUUGAAAUAAAUACCAGACUAGCAAAUUUGUAGUAAUUCCAUGUCCAGAUUUUAAUCUUAACUUUUUGAAUUUAAUCCUUUUGGGGUUAAUAUUCGGGUGAGGGUUAGGGUCAGAUUUAGAAUUAAAGUUAAGAUUAUACUCGUGGAUUCUGGACGUGAAAUUACUACCAGCACAUUUAAUCCUAUUCGAGCUCAUUGUAUACUUCAAUGUCAGAUUGAAAUUAUUGUGUAUAUUGAUGCAUAUAUUAGUGUGUAACGGAGAAUAUAUAAACAUGCAGUCUUGAAAUUGAUCUGACAGUCAGUUCUGUUAUUUUACGCGGUUUAUCCAUAAAAAAUUGGCAAAAUUCUCGAUGAAACUUUGAUGUCCAACGGCUGCUGUUUAUUCUAGUGUUUUUCAUACAUGGAUGCAUACAACAUGCACGCAGAAAG